AUGUCGGCUCAACAAUUCAUCCCCAUAAACCCGCGGCCGAUGCUCCAGGGCUUGGUCGACGCCGACGUCCUCGUCCGCCUAAAAUGGGGCCAGACCGAAUACAAAGGCCGCUUGGUCAGCGUGGACAGCUACAUGAAUGUGCAACUUGCCGGAACCGAGGAGUUUGUGGAUGGGAAGAGUACGGGGACGCUGGGGCAGGUCUUGAUUAGGUGCAAUAACGUCCUCUGGAUAUCGGCGGCGAACGCGGCGACCGGAGGGGAUUCGUCUAUGACGGGUUGA
Molecule: messenger RNA, 279 nt
Organism: Mytilinidion resinicola
Lineage: Eukaryota; Fungi; Ascomycota; Dothideomycetes; Mytilinidiales; Mytilinidiaceae
Product: small nuclear ribonucleoprotein SmF
Exons: 4
Coding region: 1-279 (92 amino acids)
Biological process (GO): mRNA splicing, via spliceosome; spliceosomal snRNP assembly
Cellular component (GO): catalytic step 2 spliceosome; U1 snRNP
Molecular function (GO): RNA binding
Source: RefSeq, a predicted model, not a curated record